GUGAUGGAAAGAGGGAGGGAAGGUGUUUUUGAGUUGAAGAAGAAAAGAUCGGGAUAGGGCUAAAGUAUGGCAGCUUGGAAAUCUCUGAAAAACAGAUUUGUGAGGCCUGGCUGAUGUGCCCCUUUGGGGACAAGACCCCAAGACCAGUGUCCGUCUAACCUAAAAGGAGGGAAUCGGGGGUGUGAAGAGCCCAGGAGGACUGUGGGACUUCAGCCCACCAAGUAGGAGUUGCAUGGAUUAAACAGUACUUUGACAUUUGUACUGCUUUCAAAAAAAAAAAAAGAAGAUAUGUUGUUUCCAGCACUCAAAUAUUGUGCAAUAGACUAUUUAUAUGAGAAUGAAGCUAGAAAGAAGUAUUACAGAGAUACUUUAAUGAUUCGAAUCCCUUCAUGUUUAUGUCAAGAUGGAAAUUAUCUUGCAGAAGUUAUUGAUAGUACAUAUAGGACGCCAUGGACAAGAAUCUCAGCUGUUCCAGUUUGGGGAAAUACAGAUAUUUCAGUCUUGGACCAAUGGAAAGCAAGUUUCCAUGUGGAGGAUUUCCUUGAGAAGAAAACACCUGCAAGAAUGGUUACCCGGGUUAAUUGCAACUGUGAAGAAAUUGUUCCAAGUUCAAAUCCAAACUCACAACCUGAAGUAGAAGAAGGCAGCUUUUACACCUUCCAGGACUACAGUGAAGUCUUUACACCUAUCAAGUGUUCAGAGAAAUAUUCAUCUUCUCAGGCACAGAGCCAAGAUUUAUAUAUUGAUGAAGAAAUGAUUUUUGUAAAUAGUUUGAUGGAUUAUAAAAAUCAGCUACCAACUUUGCAAACUCUCUUGAGUAGACUAAAAUUAUUUAAGUUAAAGGACCCUCUUAUAGAUUUCAAAAAACAGACCUUCAAUGAAGAUAUUGUUUUCAGGGAAUGUUUAUCAUCUCAAGGAAGUUGGGACGUUUUUCUGAAAGAUCUUUAUAUGGAUAAAGAGAACUUUUGUAAGGUGGAACUAGGAGAUGCAGAUUUAAAUGAGCCAUUAUUUUUUUAUUUUGAGUUUGAAUCCUUACUAUCUACAAUUCUUAAACAAGAAACUAGUGUUCCAUCACUGUCAGACCUGAAGGAGUUAUUAAACUUAACGCCAGAAGUAAUAAAUUACGUAGAUGAAAAUGAAAAGCUUUUCAAAAGAGAUCUUACUUCCAAGCAUGGAAUUGAAAUUGAGGAUAGAAAAUGGAGCUUCACAGAGAUUUUAACAUCUCAAAGCCUGUGUGAGCCAGAGUGCCAUGAACCAGAAGAGUUAGAAAUGCUGCUAAGUCAGCCACAUGGCACAAGUCAACAUUCUUCAGUGAAUUCAUUAUGUGCAGGACUUCAGACAUAUCCGUUGUCUCCUGAUUGUAAAAGUAAUUUACUUACUGCUGAGGAAUCAGCUAAGAAAUAUGCUAUGGUGCAGCAAUCAGAAAGCUGCAGAAGCUCUUCGGACACACUGUUGCUUACAGCACCAAGUAUUCAAGAGUGCAUCGGUCAAUAUUCAGUUACAGAUCUUCCAAGUAUGGUGUCUAUUGAGGAAGAAAGUCUUGUGAUUGAUCCUGUAAAGGCGGAGUGCCAGAAAAAAGCAAGUCUAAGUCCAAAGAUGAUAGGAAGUUUGGAAAACACAAACACAUCUUUGGAUCAUUGUCUAUCUCUAAAUGAUACUAAAAUGACAAUGUUUUUGCCUGAAAACAUGCUUCAAUUAGAAUCACAUUUAGAGGAUAAAAGUUGUCCUUCACCUAUUAUACUUAUUAAUGAGAAAUCUACAAAUGAUCAUUUAUCACUUCCACGAAUGAGUCUACCUCUGGCAGAAGAAGUAACAGAUAUGUGUUUUUCUGAUGAUGGUAUCUCUACUAAACCAGCAGCAGCAGAAGAAAAAUCACAGAAUGAUCAAGAACUAGUAGAUGGAAUAACCCAAAAGAAUGAAAAUAAAGAUCAUUUUGAGUUUGAGUACACAGAACCUUCUAUUGAAUCACCUUCCACUUCAAGAAUUAAAAAAACAUCUUUCAAGAAUUGCAAAAAACAGGAUAACUAUUUGGACCCUCUGAGUGACUUUAUUAUGCUGCGAAAUAAAUAUACAACUUGUAUAUCAAGGACCAAAGUCACAGACAAUGAUGAAAAAAAUGCAUUUCAAGAUGAAGAAGAAUGUUCAUUGACUCUUCAAGAAGAAAGUCCUAUUGUUUGUGGUAAUAAAACCCUAGAGAAAAUAAUUCCAAAAAGGGGAGUAAAUAAUGUCAUUGAAAUUCAAGCAUCAGAUAGCCAAUGCAAAGCAUACUGUCUUCUAGAAGCAGCAGCUGCUCCUGUCUUAAAAAAACUUGCAUGCCUCUGUCCUUUCCCUGCUGCUAAUUGGAAAUUUGCUACUGUUAUUUUUGAUCAAACAAGGUUCUUCUUAAAGGAACAAGAAAAAGUAAUAAGUGAUGCUGUUCACCAAGGUACAAAUGAUGAAAGAGAAAUGACGUUCAAGUAUGCCGCUGUCUUACACCUUCUGGUAACAAUUAGAGAUGUCCUCUUAACAUGUGACUUGGACACAACAUUGGGAUAUUUAUCAAAUGCAAAAGAUGUCUACAAAAGUAUUUUAGGCUCCUAUUUGGAUGACAUUUGGAGACAGCUGGAUAUUGUACAGUUUAUUAAGGAAAAAAAGCCUGAAAUCAACUACCGAAUACAAGAAUUGCAAUGUCAGAUAGUAAAUUGGAUGCAAGACCAAGAGCAAAUUAAGGUGCUGAUUAUAAUAAGAAUGGAUUCAGAUGAUGAAAAGCAUUUGCUCAUUAAAAUGCUUUCCAAAAUAGAAGGUUUAACAUUUACUGAACUUAAUUCGAAUCAAGGAAGAGAUUUUCUGGAAUCUAACAUUCUAUUAAAUGGUACAAGUUCCUGUGUAAUUGUACAUAAUCAAUAUAUUGGAGCAGACGUUCCCUGGAAUAAUUUCUCAUUUGUGGUGGAAUACAAUUAUGUAGAAAACUCUUGUUGGACUACACACUGUGAAAAGUUGAAUAUUCCUUACCUGGCCUUAAAAAUGGUUCUUCCGGACACAGUUUUGAAGAGAAACACUUUACUGGAUGGAUUUGGUGAUUUCCUUCUGGAAAUUCAGAUUCCAUAUGUGUUUUUUGCAUCUGAUGGACUUCUUAAUAUUCCAGAAAUACUUCAACUGCUAGAAUCCAAUUACAAUAUCACACUGGUGGAAAGAUGCUACAGUGAGUCAUUAAAACUCUUUGGAAGCACAGAGCAUUAUGUAGUGGUGACAGUUGAUGAACACACUGCUGUCAUUUUGCAGAACCUAGAAGAAUUGAAUUGUGAGAAGGCAUCAGACAAUAUCAUUAUGAGACUCAUGGCAUUAUCAUUCCAGUACAGCUAUUGUUGGCUAAUUUUAUACAAAAAAGAAACACUAAAUUCAGAGUACCAUCUUACAGAGAAAACACUUCAUCAUCUAGCACUGAUUUAUGCAGCAUUGGUUUCAUCUGGGCUAAAAUCUGAAGAACUGGAUGUAAAGCUUGUAAUUGCCCCAGGAGUAGAAGAGGCUGCAUUGAUAAUUCGACAAAUUGCUGACCACAAUUUAAUGAUCUCGAAGAAAGAACCUCAUGAUUGGUUGGAUAAAUCUUGGCUUGAAGUUUCACCAUCUAAGGAAGAAAUGUAUUUACUUGACUUCCCAUGUAUUAAUCCACUGGUGGCUCAGCUCAUGUUAAAUAAAGGACCUUCUCUGCAUUGGAUAUUAUUAGCAAACCUGUGUCAACUUCAGGAAGUCCUACCUGAAGUUCCAGAAAAAGUGUUAAAGCAUUUUUGCAGCAUUACUUCUUUAUUCAAGAUUAAUUCUUCUUCCAUAACAAAAUCACCUCAGAUUUCAUCACCUCAGGAAUACAAGAAUCAGAGUUCAGCUUCCGACUUUUCAGACCCUAUCACUGAACGAUAUAAUGAAUAUUACCAAUAUUCAGAUUUAGGAGAGAGAGCACGAGAAAACACAAACACCACUUAUAACACUUUUCACGAGGAACUAAGAGAAAUGCUUCCCACUUUAUCAUCUGCAAGUUCUUAUAACCAGACCAACUACUGGAAAGACUUCAGUUGUAGCCCUAACGUAGUACAGAAUAAUCCUUGUCCAAUUAAUCUGGAAUCAAGGAAAGCAGCUUGUAACUCAUUUCUAAACCAGAAUGACUCAGGCUCAGAUGUCUUUUCGUUGGGUCUAACACAAAUAAAUUAUGAAUCCACAAUACCACCAAUUGACACUCAGAGGAGAGCUACCCCUAGUUUUAUAAAUUAUCAGGAAAAGCAGAUACAUGAAGCAAAAGGCUCCAAAAACAAGGAAGUAUUUGCCCCCAUCUUUUCACUAAUGGGCUCUCAAUCUCCUCAUUUGAACCGUAAGAAAAAUGUGUGGGAACCACAGACUCAUUCAUUCAACUUACAAUGUGGCAUGGAGCAGACUACGUGUAACGAAUGGUACUCUCAGAAAGGUAAUCUAUUCGCUGACCAGCAGCAGUAUCUACCAGACCAGUUAGAAGGCUUCCCUUGGGAAAGUUCAAAUGCUGCGACUGAGAAGACUUUCAGGGGAGACAUACCAUCUGUUCCCAGUUUAGAUUUUUCUCCUGCUUCUAAUGUAAAUCAGAAAGAAUCCAACCGUAGCCUUUAUUUCUACCAAGGAACUGGGAAAUGUUUAAGUCAGAAAAGGCACCUUGAAUCUUCAUCUAACUCAGGAGACAAGGAAUCAUUAACAGGUUUCAUGUACUCGCAACUACCACAAUUCAAGAAACGACGUCUCACUUAUGAAAAAGUCCCUGGUAGAGCUGAUGGACAAACCCGGCUGAGGUUUUUUUGAAAAGUAGAAAGGACAGUGAUUCAUGUCAUAUUUCACUGCUUUUGGUGAAAAUUCAGUAGCAGAAUUAUUUAAUUUGCUCAGACAUUAAAGAAAAUGCAAUUAUUAAAUAUUCUCAGUGUUUACAUCUUAAAUUGUCAUGCCUAAUUGCCCUACUACUAGCAUCUUUGUAAGUAAAAUAUUGAAAUGUAUCAGUUAGUAUAAUAAUUAUAAGAUUCAAAGUGUCUUCCAGAUUCACGGAGACAUCACAAACCUUUUAAAUGCGUCUCUAUCACUGUUUGAGCCUCUCAGUCAAGAAGUGAAAAUGACCAGCUGCAACCCUGCAACACCAAGAUCUAAAGCCUAGGGCAAAAUUAGGGAGUUUUGAAAAAUUUUUAAAAGUUUUAUGUAU
Molecule: messenger RNA, 5182 nt
Organism: Oryctolagus cuniculus (rabbit)
Lineage: Eukaryota; Metazoa; Chordata; Mammalia; Lagomorpha; Leporidae
Source: RefSeq, a predicted model, not a curated record